AUGGCAGCCGCCGCCGCCCGCCCCCUCGUCACCGUCCAGACCGUGGAGAACGACAUGGCCACCGAUGGAGGCGCCGCCGCCAAAUCCCUUCCCCUCCCGGACGUCAUGAAGGCGGCGAUCCGCCCCGACAUCGUCACGUUCGUCCACAGCCAGAUCUCAAAUAACUCUCGCCAGCCCUACGCCGUCUCCAAGCGCGCCGGCCACCAGACCUCCGCCGAGUCCUGGGGAACUGGCCGCGCCGUCUCCCGUAUCCCUCGCGUCCCCGGUGGAGGAACCCACCGCGCCGGCCAGGGAGCCUUCGGGAACAUGUGCAGGGGCGGCCGCAUGUUCGCACCCACCAAGAUCUGGCGUCGCUGGCACAGAGCCGUCAACGUAACCCAGAAGAGGCACGCUGUAGUGUCGGCGAUUGCCGCAUCUGCUGUCCCCUCGCUCGUGCUCGCUCGCGGCCACAGGAUUGAGGAAGCUCCGGAGCUCCCCUUGGUCGUGUCGGACACUGUCGAGGCUGUUGAGAAGACCAGCGCCGCCAUCAAGAUACUCAAACAAGUCGGUGCAUACCCUGAUGCUGAGAAGGCUAAGGAUAGCCACGCCAUUCGUGCUGGAAAGGGUAAAAUGCGCAACCGCCGGUACAUCUCCCGGAAAGGCCCUCUGGUUGUGUACGGGACUGAAGGUGCCAAGCUGACCAAGGCUUUCAGGAACAUCCCCGGAGUUGAGCUGGCCCAUGUGUCCCGCCUCAAUCUUCUCAAGCUUGCCCCCGGAGGUCAUCUUGGGAGGUUCAUUAUCUGGACGCAAUCUGCUUUUGAGAAGCUGGAUGAGAUCUACGGGACUUUCGACACGCCAUCUGAGAAGAAGAAGGGGUAUGUGUUGCCUAGGACCAAGAUGGUGAAUGCUGACUUGGCAAGGAUUAUCAACUCUGAUGAGGUGCAGUCUGUUGUGAAGCCUAUCAAGAAGGAGGUCAAGAGGGCUCCAUUGAAGAAGAAUCCGCUGAAGAAUCUGAACGUGAUGUUGAAGCUCAACCCGUAUGCCAAGGCUGCCAAGAGGAUGACCUUGUUGGCCGAGGCCCAGAGAGUGCAAGCUAAGAAGGAGAAGCUUGACAAGAAGAGGAAGCAGAUCACAAAGGAAGAGGCUUCUGCAAUCCAAUCCGCCGGCAAAGCUUGGUACAAGACAAUGAUCUCUGACACGGCGCGACUCCCGUGGUCACCGGGCCGUUCCGGCCAAGUCGCGGCUGGGUGUUCCUUUCCGCCUCUAGGAGAGCUGCGGGUGGUUGGCCAGCGGCGAUUUUCGCUCCUCGGUUUAUUCCCCACCUCCGGCGAGGUCAUCGGCUUCUCUUGCAAGGCCCAGCCGCGGGAGUUCGUCGGUUCGGUUGGAGGCUCGAUUUACACUGUCAUGUUCAUCCUGGAGACGGACCUUGGCGUGGGCGAGCCCAACUCGCGUCUCGUGCGCCCCUGUUCAGUCGGGCUGCAGGUCCUUCGGGUCGGGCGGCUCGAUUGCAGCGGAACCAAGCCGACCAAAGCGAAUUCCACAGCUAAGAGGAUCAACUCCGAAACUGCCCAACACCAACACGGUGGCCUAGCGAAGUCGAAAUCCAAGCACCGAAAAUCACCCAAAGCCGGACUCAAACCGCAACCACAAUAUCCGAACUGCCAAAGAACCGUCACUGGACCAAACCCUUAA
Molecule: messenger RNA, 1671 nt
Organism: Striga hermonthica
Lineage: Eukaryota; Viridiplantae; Streptophyta; Magnoliopsida; Lamiales; Orobanchaceae
Source: the annotation of a GenBank genome assembly